AUGACUUCAUUCUGUCAGAACACUUUCAUCCACAUAUUGCCCAAUCCACAUUCCCCAGUCCCCAAUCCCCAAUCCCAUCCCCAAUCCACAUCCCCCAAUCCCCCACACCUCAAUCCCCUACACCCCAAUCCACAUCCCCCAAUACACAUCCUCCAAUCCACAUCCCCAAAUCCACAUCCCCCAAUCCCCAACACCCCAAUCCACAUCCCCCAAUCCCCCACACCUCAAUCCCCUACACCCCAAUCCACAUCCCCCAAUACACAUCCUCCAAUCCACAUCCCCAAAUCCACAUCCCCCAAUCCCCAACAUCCCAAUCCACAUUCCCCAAUCCCCCACACCUCAAACUACAUUCCCCAAUCCCCCACACCCCAAUCCACAUCCCCCAAUACACAUCCUCCAAUACACAUCCCCAAAUCCACAUCCCCCAAUCCCCAACAUCCCAAUCCACAUCCCCCAAUCCCCCACACCUCAAUCCCCUACACCCCAAUCCACAUCCCCCAAUACACAUCCUCCAAUCCACAUCCCCAAAUCCACAUCCCCCAAUCCCCAACAUCCCAAUCCACAUUCCCCAAUCCCCCACACCUCAAACUACAUUCCCCAAUCCCCAACAUCCCAAUCCACAUCCCCCAAUACACAUCCUCCAAUACACAUCCCCAAAUCCACAUCCCCCAAUCCCCAACAUCCCAAUCCACAUUCCCCAAUCCCCCACACCCCAAUCUACAUUCCCCAAUCCCCCACACCCCAAUCCACAUCCCCAAUCCACACCCCCCAAUCCCCCACACCCCAAUCCCCACACCCCAAUCCACAUUCCCCAAUCCACAUCCCCAAUCUCCAACACCCCAAUCCCCACACCCCAAUCCACAUUCCCCAAUCCACAUCCCCAAUCCCCCACACCCCAAUCCCCACACCCCAAUCCACAUUCCCCAAUCCACAUCCCCCAAUCCCCCAAACCCCAAUCCACAUCCCCCGAUCCCCAUUCCCCGAUCCACAUUCCCCGAUCCACACCCCCCAAUCCACAUCCCCAAUCCACAUUCCCCAAUCCACAUCCCCCAAUCCACAUCCCCAAUCCCCAAACCCCAAUCCACAUCCCCAAUCCCCAACACCCCAAUCCACAUUCCCCAAUCCACAUUCCCAAUCCCCAAUCCACAUCCCCAAUCCCCAACACCCCAAUCCACAUCCCCAAUCCCCAUUCCCCGAUCCACAUUCCCCGAUCCACACCCCCAAUCCACAUCCCCAAUCCACAUUCCCCAAUCCACAUCCCCCAAUCCACAUCCCCAAUCCCCAAACCCCAAUCCACAUCCCCAAUCCCCAAUCCACAUCCCCAAUCCCCCACACCCCAAUCCACAUCCCCAAUCCCCAUUCCCCGAUCCACAUUCCCCGAUCCACACCCCCCAAUCCACAUCCCCAAUCCACAUCCCCCAAUCCACAUCCCCAAUCCCCAACACCCCAAUCCACAUCCCCAAUCCCCAACACCCCAAUCCACAUUCCCCAAUCCACAUUCCACAUUCAAUCCUCAUUCAAACUCCAGGAGAUGAUUUUUAUUGGUCUUAG
Ictalurus punctatus (channel catfish) is the source of this 1551-nucleotide messenger RNA. RefSeq lists its product as uncharacterized. Lineage: Eukaryota; Metazoa; Chordata; Actinopteri; Siluriformes; Ictaluridae. The record is from RefSeq and is a predicted model, not a curated record. The transcript has a single exon. The coding region runs from base 1 to 1551 and encodes 516 amino acids.